GAAACGAGGUUCGACGGUUUUAGCGCUCGAAGUAUCGAAGGGAGGAGAUUCGUCGUGAGGGAGUAAUUUGAUCUCUUAUUUGCGCAACAAUCGUUUCGGGCGCGCCGAAAAGUCUAGACGUCCACGUGAUCGGUUAUAGCCAACCGGAACGAGUCUCCUCGCCGGCGUCGGCCAGACCAUCCGGGAAGAGUUCAUUUCCAACCGGGUGGGUUAGUAUAAUCGAGUCCUCGCAUUUUGGCAAUUUUUCGGCAUAAGACGCGUAAUUUAUUACGCGCAUCGGUUAUAACAGUUGUAAGAAACGUCUCCGAAUAAAGGGAAGACGGGAGAGCGGGCCCGAACUGAUCGGAAGAUCUCCCAGAUACCUUCUCCUCCCGCCCGAAUGCCAGGCUCCGGGUUGUCGAGUGGCGACCGUGGCCGAUUCGUCGGGUCGCGGUGGUGUGUGUGUGCGAGCGGAGCCGUCUGUCCGGAAUAGCCCCGUGCGCGUGCUCGUGUCUGGCGUGCGUUUGUGUGGUCCAGAAGACGAAAAGUGCAUUCGGAUGGUGUUGCCCGAUUCGGAUACUCCGGGAAGACGCCGGUCGGGGCAAAGCGAGUGCCCUCGCCCGUCUCCGAUGUGAACCCGUGGUCGGCGACCACGGGGUCGGAUGAGACGACGGGUGCCGAAGGUGAAGACAGACCGCCGAAAUUAUGUUGCGCUUUCAUGUUUCGAUCUAGGCGGAACGCGUUAGUGAAACGCUUGUGGAAACACCGGCUGCCGGUCGACGAGGACGAAUCCGCCCGUCGGCUGGAGACCGAAGUCAAAUUCGUGGUGCAGAACAUGCUGAAGAGACUCAAGGAGAGCCAGUUGGAGUUGUUGGUGCAAGCGGUGGAGAGUCGCGGCUGCGACGUCACCGGCUGCGUCCUGGUGCCGAGAGGCGAUCUCCGCUUGGGACGGAGGACCCUACCGCCGCACGUGCUCUGCUGCCAGCUGUGGAGGUGGCCCGAUGUCCGGCAGCCCUUCGAACUCAAGUGGUUGCGUUGGUGCGACGCCGCCGACGAUCCUCUGUACAUAUGCUGCAAUCCAUAUCAUUGGAGUCGACUCUGCAAGCCAGAAUCGCCGCCUCCUCCCUACACAAGACACGCCCGAGAAGCGGAGUCCGAAGCGGAACGGAUGACGCCAGUUGCCGGGCUACCUUCGUCGACGGCCGCCGCCGACGCAUUCGUUUACUUCGAGGGAAGGACGUUCGACGCCGAGGACCCAGGCUCCCACCCUCCUAGUUACCCAACCACAGGUGAGAACGGAGCCUCCGACGCCUGGUGUAGCGUGGCCUACUGGGAGUUACGAACUAGAGUGGGUCGAUUGUUUCCGGUCAGCGGCGACCGGGUGGACGUCUUUUCCGAACUGCCUCACGGUGACGGCCUGUGCCUGGCCACGCUGGCCGGACUCCACUCCACUCGCAACGAGAGCGUGCUGAGGACCAGAGACAAGAUAGGACCGGGCGUCAGCCUCUCCAGGGAGGCGGACAGCGUCUGGCUAUACAACCGCUCCGACCAUCCGGUCUUCGUCAACUCGCCCACCCUCGAGCGGCCCGAGGCGGGCGCUCCCACCGUCUACAAGGUGCCGCCCGGAUACUCCAUCGAGAUCUUCGAUUACCGCAAAUCCGAGUAUCGCAGGGCCCGCCUGGCCGCCGGUCCGGCCGAACGUUCGGACGGUCCCGUCGACCCCAACUCCGUCAGAGUCAGCUUUGCCAAGGGCUGGGGACCCAAAUAUUCGCGCCAGUUCGUCACCUCCUGUCCCUGUUGGCUGGAGGUACUGCUGGCCCGUCCGCCCAGGUGACCGAGUCUGCGCCCUUCUUCCCGGACUCUCCUCUUUCGGCGGCCUCCCGCCCGAGGCGCCGCUCCUCUUCUCCUGUAUAUAGAGUGUACAUAUUUUUGUCACGAUUUCUGCCGCGGACGCGUAGCUUGUAUAGAUUGUACGGUCGUAUCGACUGGUAUCCGCGGGACCGGGCGCAACGGCCCGCCCGCCCCAAUUUCUAUCGGAAUAAAAUCGUUUCCGUCGAA
Molecule: messenger RNA, 2037 nt
Organism: Centruroides sculpturatus (bark scorpion)
Lineage: Eukaryota; Metazoa; Arthropoda; Arachnida; Scorpiones; Buthidae
Product: mothers against decapentaplegic homolog 6-like
Exons: 3
Coding region: 698-1813 (371 amino acids)
Biological process (GO): SMAD protein signal transduction; transforming growth factor beta receptor signaling pathway; cell differentiation
Cellular component (GO): heteromeric SMAD protein complex
Molecular function (GO): I-SMAD binding; transcription regulator inhibitor activity
Source: RefSeq, a predicted model, not a curated record